Messenger RNA from Daldinia caldariorum, 1488 nucleotides. RefSeq lists its product as uncharacterized. The record is from RefSeq and is a predicted model, not a curated record. The transcript is spliced from 2 exons. NCBI's taxonomy places the organism in Eukaryota, Fungi, Ascomycota, Sordariomycetes, Xylariales, Hypoxylaceae. Bases 233 to 1399 code for a protein of 388 amino acids.
CCUCUGAUAGCGCUAAUAAAUGACAGGGAUUAUCAUCCUUCAACAAGAAAUUUAAGCUUAACUCGUGAUGUUACGCGCCGUCGGGGUGAUUGUCCAUCCGUCAUUCCCACCUUAAACUGCGUUUCGAGUACUCGUGAUAUACAAAGACGCAGUAAUUUCACAACUUUAUUUCUUCCAAACUACUUCCUAUUCUGAAUGUGCUAUCCCUCAAUAGAGUAAGCGUAUCAUUGCGAUGGAUGCAGAAAGAUUAAAGCAGCUAGAGCAAGCAGAAGAAGAAUUACGUCGACGGCGUGAACGCGGUAAGCUCGCGCAGCGCGCGUUUCGGAAGCGCCAGAAUAAUACUACACGGGAUAAACAUGACGAAACCCGGAGAUUAAAAGAAGCCAUCUCAAAAAUUGUCCGCGUUGCUCGACAUGACGAUCGUCCCGAGCUGGUCGAAGCGAUCCGCGAAGCAGCUGAAAUGACUGGCUUAGACAAACAGGCUAUUGCUAAACUCUACGAUGAUGAGGAGGGCAAUCAAACAAAACGCACUGCAAAGACGUCUCAACCUUCACCAGACUCGAGGCAUCUUUUACCAGCGGAAAGAGUGCCAUCAACGGAAUUGAGUACUAACGCACAAGAGAUACCCCUGAGCAUCGGUACCCGGGCAGGUUGGAUUUUAAAAACUCAGGACCCUGUCCCGCUUGGAAGAGGCAGUGACGUAAGGCGGACGAGCACAAGAUUGGACUACGGGAUGUGGUUUGAUACAUCUCGAUUCAUAAGGGCAGAGCAACCUCCUUCAGACAUCAUCCCGUAUCUCGGUAAAGGGAAGAACACCUUCGCCGGUCGAUUAUUCUGGACUUGUGGGGAGCUUCUGCUAGAACAAUGCCGAAGAGUUGAGAUGUAUGAGCAUACAAACCCGAAGCUAGCUGGUGAAGCCAAACGGGUAAUCUGGAAUAUGGUUCAACACUCGAAACCCCUACAUAACAUUCGAUAUAUUAUAGCUUUGGCGGAAGCACGUCGGGAAUUCCGCGACCGCGGAUACAUCGAAGGGAAUAACCCCGCCGGGGAAAUCGAUUCGGCAUUCAUUUUACAGGAACAAGUCAUGAAUGACUAUAAAGCAAAGGGAAAGGACGUCGCUGUAUGGUUAUCUCCGAUGGCUGUGGAGCUGGAACUUCGCAAAUGCCUAAGCCCCGAAUCAUCCAGGCAACUCGAUCGUGUCCUGCAAUUAGGGGAUUCCAACCAAGUGGAAUCCCCUCUUCUCGAUAUGAUACAGUCGCUUAUCUGGAAACUAGCAGCAACUUAUAUCUGCUUUGGGGAUGGACCUCGUUGGCGCACUGAUCAUGUUUUGGCCAUAUUGAGUGGAAGUACCACUAUGCUUGAAGAGAAUCCACUGUUACGACUUGCGAAUGCCAUGUAAAAAGAAAUUGCCCGGCAGCUACCAGAAACCAAGAUGAUUGUGUUAAUUGACAAGGACCCGGGGUUGUCACGGGCAUUGUCUAAGACCGA